GAGGUGAAUCUCAGGAACUUGAAGUAGAGCCGAGAUGAGAAGCAGGAAGCAACAUAGUAUCAAGCUACCGAUGAAACACAUUUGUGUCAUGUGAGUAGACAUGACAGAAACAGCUUUCCUUAAAUUAUUUGUGGCAAUAGUGAUCACCUUCAUUUUAGUCCUGCCAGAAUUUUUCAAGACACCAAAAGAAAGAAGCCACGAGCUCUCCUGUCUGGAAGUGUGUUUACUGCCUAAUUUCACCUAUCCACUUUCUUCCUUCAAUUUUUCUUCUGUGGCUUUUCUGCAGCCAGCAGAAGGAACGCAGACUAUUACGGGAAUCUUUCCAAAUGACUCCAGUUUCCAAAGCUUCGCAGAGAUUUGCCAAGGCAUCACGAGUGGAUUGCCAAUGUGCUCCUUGUGUUUGGUUUGUGAAUCCAAAGGAGAUGUGGAUUUCACUUCUCAGGAACAAACAUCAAAAGGUCUUGUCAUGAAGGGAUCAAUGGAAGUGAGGGCAAGUGACUUCUACUCGCCCUGUCCAUACUUUAACAUCACCGUCGCUCUUAUAGCUGACCCAGUGAAGGAAGACAACACCACCUGCGCCCUGGAAACCCACCCUGGAAAAGCCACAACCGUAGACGAAGAUCCAGCCAGGGAAAAGUCUCUCAAUCACAUUUGUAGAUUUAUGAAAAAUACGAACAACUGCACUCACAUUUACUUGCGCCUAGAAAUGGAUGUAAAAUCUGUCACUUGCUCCAUGAAGAUCACUUGGUACAUUUUAGUGCUGUUAGUUUUUAUGCUAGGUAUCAUCUUUAUUAUCUACAAAAUACUUGAAGACCACAGGAGAGUGCAGAGACAGCAGAGUCGUAAGUACAGAUCUGCGUGUGUCCUCUUAAGAGGGGGUGACUCUGGGAAGCUGAGCACUUGGGACAUGAGGGUCAUUCCAGAGUCCACUCAAAGGUUACCCUUAGUGCGGGUCAUGGAAGCGCUUCCUCCGAUACCAGAGCUUGAAGUCGCUUCUGCUGUGCACCAGCAAGAUCAGUACACACGCUCCCAGCCUGCCUCUUCCAGCUGUGUCCGUGGGGAGAAACGUCUUCAGUCACAACACAAAGUUCAUUGCUGCUCAGUGCUUUCAGUGGUCCAAGAUCCAGAUGUGGAACUCUCAACUUCUCCAGCAGCAUGUCUGCCUGUGUGUUACCGUGCUCCCCACCAUGACGAUGAUGGACUAUACUUCUGAAACUGGACUACAUCCGAAUACCCAGCACAAGUACCUGAUGCAAAAACAUACCCAGUGUUUGCCAGUGAACAAAGAACUCAAGGAACACCCACAUCAAGAUAGCAGAAUCAAGAAACGGUUUCUUGGAGGAGGAGACACAGGUAUCUGCAGAGACCCGAAGAGGAUGUCGCAUCCCUGAGACCUGGUGUUACAGGCAGGUGUGUGCUGCCCAGCACCAGAGCUGGAAACUGUACUCUGCUCCAUUGUCUGAGAACGUAUGAGCUCUGAACCACUGAACCGUCUCUCCCAUAAAUAUAUUUUCAAAGCACGUUUGUGGGCUGACUGGAUGGAUCUGUGAUUAAAUAAAUGACAAACACAGGUUCAGGGAAAUCAA
Apodemus sylvaticus (European woodmouse) is the source of this 1586-nucleotide messenger RNA. It is a transcript of the gene Tmem156, whose product is annotated as transmembrane protein 156. The transcript is spliced from 10 exons. The coding region runs from base 101 to 1213 and encodes 370 amino acids. NCBI's taxonomy places the organism in Eukaryota, Metazoa, Chordata, Mammalia, Rodentia, Muridae. The record is from RefSeq and is a predicted model, not a curated record.